CAAUAAUGUGUUAGCUUUUUUUGGUCGCUUGUUAAGCUACACGGAUAACAUGUUAACUUGUUGGUUUGUUUCUUCUUACACGACUAGGUAUGAGCGCAUGGUAAAAGAGACAAAUCCCGGCAGUUACAUACAUGUUGACCAGAAUGAGGGGAGGUUUUCGAGACUCUUUGUUUGUUAUGCUGCAUGCAUCAAAGGUUUCUUGAGUGGAUGCAGACCCCUUCUAUUUUUGGACGGUACAUUUUUGAAGGAUCGAUAUAAAGGUAUUCUCCUCUCGGCCAUAGCAUACGAUGGGAACCAAGGUAUAUUUCCCUUAGCGUAUUGCAUAUGUGAUCAAGAGAAUUUGAUGAAUUGGAAGUGGUUCCUCCAAGGUCUAUGGUCCAUACUUUAUGAGAGGGCUGACCCUUACAAUCCUCCCCACCAAUUGGUUAUAAUUUCUGAUGCGGACAAAGGAAUUAAAGAAUCAGUAAAAGAGUAUUUUCCAGAAGCUCUACACUCGAGGUGUGUUCUACAUCUUGUUGAAAAUUUCAGGUUAAAGCUUAAGGACUUGGGUAUGAAGUCGAAGGACACUCAUGUUCUUGGGAACUUACUCCAAAGUGCUUGUUAUAAAUACACAAUAGCAGAAUGGAAUGAGUACAUGAAAGAGAUAUAUGACAUGGAUCCAAGGGCAUACAACAUUGCUAUGAACUACUCUCCUGAUCAAUGGGCAAAUGCAUUCUUCCCGGGAAUAAGGUAUGGGCACGUAACAUCUAAUGUCGCUGAGUCUUUUAAUAAUUGGAUAAGGGAAGCUAGAAUGCUACGGAUUCUACAAAUGGUUGAGCAUAUCCGUAAACAGAUAAUGGUCCGAAUGAGUAAUCGCCGGUUACUUGGAGAUAAAUGGGCUGGAUAUCUCUGUCCACAAGCAGAGAUGGUGCUUAAAGAAAAUAUAGAGAAAGGUCGUCCAUUGGAUGUUAAGCAAGCUGCAGCUGACAUAUUUGAAGUGCAAGCACAUAAAACUACCCGUGUUGAUUUGGAGAAGAAGACAUGCACUUGCCGUGCUUGGGACGUCAUGCGGAUUCCGUGUAAACAUGCAUGUGCAGUCAUCUCGUACAUGAAGAGAGACAUUUACCAAUAUUGCGAUUGGUUUAUGUCCAUAGAAGCAUUUAAAAAGAGCUAUGACCCGAUUCUCUAUCCUAUACCAGAUUAUGAGAAACGAAGCGUGCCAAGGGAUGAGAUCGAGCUACUUCCACCACAUACUAUCAAAAGAAAGGGGAGAAAUAAAACAAGACGUAUCAACAAUCGAACAGUGUACAAACGACCUUUGAAAUGCUCUCGAUGCCACUCCGAAGGCCACAACCGCGCAACUUGCAAUAGUUAG
This is a messenger RNA of Asparagus officinalis (garden asparagus), 1354 nucleotides long. RefSeq lists its product as uncharacterized. The coding region runs from base 50 to 1354 and encodes 434 amino acids. The transcript is spliced from 2 exons. Lineage: Eukaryota; Viridiplantae; Streptophyta; Magnoliopsida; Asparagales; Asparagaceae. Gene Ontology annotation, molecular function: zinc ion binding. The record is from RefSeq and is a predicted model, not a curated record.